Messenger RNA from Macrobrachium nipponense, 565 nucleotides. Its product is annotated as cuticle protein AMP4-like. The record is from RefSeq and is a predicted model, not a curated record. Lineage: Eukaryota; Metazoa; Arthropoda; Malacostraca; Decapoda; Palaemonidae. Gene Ontology annotation, cellular component: chitin-based extracellular matrix. Gene Ontology annotation, molecular function: structural constituent of chitin-based larval cuticle. Bases 38 to 442 code for a protein of 134 amino acids. The transcript has 3 exons.
GAAGCACAGUUCAUCAAUACCAGGUGCAUCCGCAAACAUGAAGCUGAUUCUGGUAGCCCUCUUCGCAGCCGUGGCUCUGGCUGACGAAAGACCCCUGACCAGCCCAGUGGUGGUGGCCAUCUUGAAGAACGAGCAGCACACCCCGGACGAGUUCGGGAACCACAACAGCGACUUCGAAGCCGCCAAUGGAAUCGAAGUUCACAUCUCCGGGUCCCAGGGAGAGAAUGGAGGAGCCAAUGUCAUUGGUUCAUGGAGCUACCCUCAGGAGGAUGGUUCCAUCGCCAGCCUCAAGUUCGUGGCCGACGAGAACGGAUACCAGCCCGAGUCUGACCUCUUGCCAGUGGCCCCACACUUCCCCCACCCGAUCCCACAGUUCGUCCUAGACCAGAUCGAGUUCGCCAGGCUCGAGGAUGAGCGCCGGGCCCGCGAAGAGAGAAACUGAAGAUCCAACUUGGAAUCAAGCUUUCGACGAAUUGCUUGGAAUAAUGUAUUAAUUUGUAGAUGACUAAUUAACUAUUUAUUAUUGUAUUCAUUUCGGUUUUAUGAAAUACAUUUUGAGAAGUGA